AUGUCCGCGACCUUUCUUAUUCUUUGCCUUCUCUGCAUCGGCGGCUCCGUCCGAGCUGGCGAUGGAUCCGAAGAUAUCGCACAAGGAUACAUCAGAGGAAUGAUCUUCGCUAUCGGCACCCAAAACCCAGACAGGAUCUCAAAGCGGUUCGCGGAGGACUUUGUGUUCACUGAAUGCAAGGGAGAAUACAACAAGAGUGGGGAGAGGGCGGUCUCCAAUUUCCAUGAAUGCCAUUUUCAGAUCAGGUCGUGGCUCUGUUGAGAAAGGUCCCGAAAGGCUCCGACUUUGGCAUUGCCUUCAAGGACUCGCACUAUCUGAACCAGAACGCAGACAUCCUCUUCACAGUCGUCGUCACUGGAUUCGGACCCGUCAUCGAAGCUGAGUUCACCCUCCAGCUUAACAACAGACGCUAUUCUCUGAUCAGCGGAAAGAGGUCCAACUGCUGCAGUUGCUCCAGAAAACUCUCUGUUUCCGUUUCUGAUUCCGCCAAUGACAUCGUCAAAGAGUUCCUCAAUGAUCUUGUGGGCUCUCUCACAGCAGCAGAUGAGGAGAGACUUUCUAGUCUUUUCACGGAGGAUUUCAAGUUUUUCGGAUGCAAAGGAACGUACUACAAGGAGGGCGUACUCGCAAUGCUCACCAAGAUCCCCAAAGGGACCGACUUCAAUAUCACACUGCUCGUGGCUGACUUUCUGAACGAUAACCACGACAUUGUCUACCACGUGAAUGUUUCUGGAUUCGGAGACGACAUCACCGCCUUCUUCUUCCUUCUGAACAUCGACGGACGGUACAUUCUAUCGAGAGGAAAGAUCAAGAACUGUGUCUCUCGUUAUUAUUCGGAGGACGGUGGCGCACUGAUGAUCGCUCGCGCCUUCACCGACGCUUUGAGAUCUGCGGUUCAGUCCGGGGACCCGGCGCGAAUGGGAAAGUUGUUCUCCGAUUUGUUCGUGUUCAAUGGAUGCAAGGGAAACUACACAAAGCAGCAAGUUCUGCACAUGCUCAGCCAGGCCACGGAUCUCACGUUCCGUCCUCUGAACGCCCAUUAUCUGACCAAUGCGGCCGACAUUGACAUCCAUUUGGAACUCGGUGUGGACAUUCCGCAACUGUCCACGAGCGGAGACGCCUUUUUUGUGAUCAGCAACAACGGAAGAGAGUAUUUUUUGACGAAUGGACGGUACAGCAGAUGUUCCGCGGAUCUCGUGGCUGCUGGCGAUCGAUCGGAACGGAUCGUCGGUGGAUUCCUGCUCACCCUGCAGAAAGCGAUCAGAUCCGGAAGCAAGACGGUGAUCGGCUCAUUUUUCGAGGACAAGUACACGUUCCACGGGUGCAAAAAGGACUACUCCAAGGGUAAAUAUCUCAAAUCAAACGCCCACCGUAUCCUGAUAUUUCCAGAAGAAGUGGUUAACAUUCUGAGCAGAAUUUCACCAAUCUACCCCGUCAACAUCGUCUUCAAGUCGUCGAACUUCCUCGCCGGCGGCAAUGACAUCGAGUACCACGUGACGGCCUCUGGACUCGGACUGUCCGACGCUCAGUUCGUUCUGCACAUCUCCGGAGACAAGCACGUUCUGAGCAGCGGAAAAAUUGAGAAGUGCUCAGAACAAAAAUUCAAUUAUUUGAAAAAGUAA
This is a messenger RNA of Caenorhabditis sp. 36 PRJEB53466, 1622 nucleotides long. Lineage: Eukaryota; Metazoa; Nematoda; Chromadorea; Rhabditida; Rhabditidae. The record is from the annotation of a GenBank genome assembly.